AUGUCUGGGUUGGUCAUUUUGUGUUUCCUGCUUUUGCAAACUGGAGUUUGUGGCUUUGGCAUUUUUCCACGUUUUGUUAAUACUUUAUUCAAUAAAGGCUCUUGGAAUCAUCAAGACAUCACAGAGAGAGCAAUCCUUAACGUAACGGCACAGGUGUGCCGUAGCCUGGCUCUGUCUGAGGGCAAGGACUUCUCCUUUCCUUCUCUCACUGCUACAGAUGUUGCUGCUGCAUGCCAGGCAUCAAAAUCCUCCAAAAGCUUCAUCGAGACCAUCCAGCGGGUUAAGAGUAAUAACUGGCAAACUGACAUUUUCCGUGUUCUGAGUGCACCUCAUCACUGUGACAAUGAGAAUAUAAAAGAAGGGCAAAAGCUCAUCACAGAUGGUUUAUCAGUGGUAAAGGCUGCCAACAAGCAGCAAAACUUUGUUUCAGCAACCUCAUCUCUGGGAACACUUCUCCACACCUUACAGGAUUUUUACAGUCACAGUAACUGGGUGGAAAUAGGCAACACAUUCCCGAACUCCAAUCUGAUCAGAGCAAACGCCCCAGUUGGAAACAUAGCAGCCAUAACUAGAGCAACCUGCCGCAACUGUGAUGGAGACAACUGCAAGAACAAUAUUCUGGAGGACAUACUAACUGAAAAAGUACUAACUUCAGGAUAUUUUCACCUCUUGAGUUCGUCAUCCAAACCCUUUGGUAAAUGCAGCCAUGGAGGGGAUUUGGAUAGAACAAAAGGAAAGGAGCCUACCGGUGGGAUCAACAAAGACACUUUUACCUCUGAACAUGGACAUCUUCACUCCCAAGCAGCAAACCUGGCGAUAGCAGCAACCAGUGAGCUACUUGAGGAUGUCCGCAGUGCUGCUGGGGACAAAGAAUUCCUUCGGAUGAUGGGACUCUACAAAGGGAGACCCCUUUGUUUUUGCGUUGACACGACAGGAAGCAUGGGGGACGACAUACAAGCAGUGAAGGACGUCACAUCGUCUAUAAUCGACAGCAAACUGGGAACCGAGGACGAGCCCUCAGUUUACAUUCUGGUUCCCUUCAAUGAUCCUGAUUUUGGGCCUCUGUAUCAGACAACAGACCCAAAGGUUUUCAAGAGUUACAUCAACUCACUAAUACCAAAUGGUGGUGGAGAUUUUCCAGAAAUGAGUCUUUCUGGUCUUCAGCUGGCUUUAACUGGUGCGCCUCCUAAUUCUGAGAUCUACGUUUUUACGGAUGCGACAGCUAAAGAUGAACACUUGAGAAACCCAGUGUUGGCUCUCAUAGAGCAAACCAAGUCUGUGGUGAACUUCAUGAUAACUAAUGUAUUCGGGUUUCGCCGUCGAAGGCAAGCAGAUGACAACCAACAACAAAGUGUUCGGAUGGCGAGAGCAGAUACUCAGCUAUACAAAGACCUGGCUCAGGCCUCAGGAGGUCAGGCUGUUGAAGUCAGCAAAGGUCAGCUGCUCGAGGCCAUUAACACUCUAACUGAAUCCACCAGCUCCUCUCUGAUUGUCCUUCUGCAAGCAGCCAGGAACCCUGGGAGAGCUGAAAAUUUCACUGUUGCAGUUGAUGAGUCAGUACGAAACCUGACUGUUUACAUCACUGGGGCCUCUGUAGAUUUUACUCUCAUCAGUCCCUCAGGUGUGAUUCAAAAUAGUGUCAACAGAACAGGAUCUUUAACAGUUUCUUCCCAGUCAGUUGGAAACCUCCAGACACUGCAGCUACAAACACAACCCGGAGUGUGGGAAAUCCGAAUGAAGUCAACAAAUCCUUACAGUCUGAAGGUCAUAGGAGAGAGCUCCAUUGACUUCCUAUUUAACUUUAUCAAAGUGUCAAAUAGUGUAUUUGGAGAGUUUAGUCUGAUCGAGAAUCGGCCCACUGCUGGUGGAAAUGCCAGUCUGCUGGUGACAAUGAUUGGGAGCGAGGUCGCCACGGUGACUGAGGUCACUCUGGUUGAAUCUGCAGGUUCAGGUCAGGUUAACAGCACUGUGGAGGCUCUGGGUGGAGGGGAAUAUGUUGUCCACUUUGACAGGAUCCCAUCAGUUCAGUUUGUUGUACUUGUGAAGGGGCAAAACGACAAUAGUAUCUCUAGAGCAUCUUCAGGGGUCUUCCAAAGGCAGUCCACCACCAGCCUGAGAGCCUCUACUCUCAAUGUUGCUGUUGAUGAGUCAGAUAUAGUGUUGGAGCCAGGAACACCAAGAUCAGUUACUUUCUCUGUGAUGAAAGCUGGUGAAGGUGGAAACGUCAUCAUUCAAGCUACCAAUGACAAAAGCUUUACUUUACAUUACCCAACCACUUUAAUCCUGGAUGCUGGAGGUAGUGCUACUGGUUCAGUGAACAUUACAGCACCUCCUAACACCCCAUCAGGUACCAGUGUCACCCUCACUAUUGAGGCUGCGGCUCCAGGAGCAGACUCCAACUAUGUUGUUCUGCGUCUAACCGUCCUUCCAAAAGUUACUGAUUUUACUCCACCAGUGUGUAAACUGCUCAGCCUGCAGUCCAACUGCUCUGAUAACUGCAGUCAGUCCAUGUGGGACCUCUCUGUCCAGGUGACCGAUGGAGUAAAUGGGACGGGUGUGGACAGAGUCAGUCUCAGAGAAGGCAGCGGCGCUUUAAACAUCAGCAUGGCAGCUGAUAAUGAGAAUGUGACUCUGGUGUCUUAUGUAGCUUCCUGCUGCUCACCUGAUGUGCAGCUGAUGGCUGUGGAUCAAGUUGGCAAUGUGGAGAUCUGUAGUUACUCUGUUCGCAGAACUCAACCUGCAACAACCAUUAGCUCUGUAACAACAGCUGUAACAUCUUUCUCUACAAGGAAUAAUUUCUCCAUUUUUAUUUGCUUUGGCUUCACAGUCCUGAGCUUUUUGCUGUUGUCUCUGGGCUGGUGAUCAUCUGAAUGCCUAAUUAUUAUAACCCAUUCUGGUGAGGGAACUCUGAUAUAUACUAUUUAUUCUCUGGUGGUAGGUUACAUAACUGAUCAAAGAUAGUAGAAAACGUUUUGAAGCUAAAUGAAAUGUUAGCACCACUUUUGAACAUCAUGGAGAGCUUCAAGAAAAAUUUGCUGUUAUUUAAGGGUUAGCUCUAUGAACUGAGUUUGACAAAUGAGUAUUUAUGAAAUUAAUUAUUGUUCUUAUGCUGACCAUAAAUCUUUGAGGUAUUCUUAAAGCUUGAUUUCAUAGGAUAAAUUAAUUAAGAAGGUACGUGAGGCCUAAAAUUAUAAACAAAUAUAUAUAAACUGAGCUUUUACUAAAACAUGUUCUAAAUGAGUUCCUCUUGAAGACAGCGUUACAUCUAGAAAUAUCUCCACACAAAACAAUCUAAAAAACUUCAACUUUGAGCCAGGUUUAAAUGUAACACUGGAAAAGAAAUGCACUAAAACACAAAGGUGAUCCUGAUGUGUUUGGAGCUAAGGGGUUAGUUCACUUUGUAAUGCUGUGUAUUGGUUAUCUGCAGAAAUUAUAUAAUGGUGGUGUCUCAAGAUUGUUUUUUAAAUUCUGGUACCAUUUUUUUGAAACUGUUGCUUUUGGAUUAAUAAGAUACCAUUUUGUGCAACAAAAAGCCAAAUUAAAACGAAAAAGACUGCUAACAGUUAAAAUAAUUAAAGCAAAAGCCAAAACGUUGCAUUACCUUAGCCAUGCGACAGAAUAUUGGAUUGAUGAAUAGAACACAUUCAUGUUUUGCUCUCUUUAUAUUCUUAUUUACUCACAUAAUAUUCUAGAUUAUGAUGUAAAAUGAUGAAAGAUUUUCAUUAGAUCACAUAGAUCCAGCCUUAGUAAUGCUACAUUUUACUAGAGCGGUCUUUCAGCUUAGCUUAGUUGUAUAACAUGAACUUUGUCCCUUUUAGCGUGGAAAGCAAUCCUAAGGCUUCACAGUUUACACAACUGUUACCCUGGAGAGCAUUAGCAGUCAUUCAUGCAAUGCUAAGGCAUUUUUAGCUACUAUUGUUUUUUAUUAUCAUUGAUUAAUAUGUGUGGGAUGUACAGCAGCAAUCAGCAAGUAAAGGUGUGAACUAUUUCAUAUUCAAUAGUGAGGAUUAAUAACCUGCUGUUCAGACAUGGCCACAGCCUUUGACAAAAACUCAAGCUUUUCAUUACUUCUAAUCACAUCUUAAGACUCUUGAAAUAGAUACAAAUCUCAGGGCAGGAAAAAACUUUCCAAUAAAAUGGGGAAAACAAUUCAAAUCACUGGCUUCCUUUCUGUUUGUUUUAUCAACUGGAUGAGAGAGAUUACGUGUGUGUAUCAAAUUUCAUGGCAGUAUGUAAAGUUAGCCUGUGGGCAAGGGCUUUAUUAAUAUUUCACUAA
Molecule: messenger RNA, 4276 nt
Organism: Girardinichthys multiradiatus
Lineage: Eukaryota; Metazoa; Chordata; Actinopteri; Cyprinodontiformes; Goodeidae
Product: von Willebrand factor A domain-containing protein 7-like
Exons: 15
Coding region: 1-2862 (953 amino acids)
Source: RefSeq, a predicted model, not a curated record